AUGAGUUACAGACUUCCGGCAUUUGCGGCUGCUGUAUUUACCAUUAUCUGCUCCUACUGCUUCAGAGAGACUAACAGAUUCUCACAUCAUAGAGUAAUACUGUCUGACACAAUUGAUGACGUAUAUGAUUAUGUCAUUGUCGGUGGAGGUUCAGCGGGUUCCGUUUUGGCUUCAAGAUUAUCAGAAGAGAAGUCAAACAAAGUUCUUCUCUUAGAGGCAGAUGGUUUUUAUGACGAAAACCCUAACUUCCAUUCACUAAUAUAUUGGCCGACUCUGCAGAAGACGGAAUUCGACUGGUCUUAUUAUAUCGAACCUCAAAGAAUGUCAUGUCUUGGAAUGAAAGGAAAACGUGGAUACUGGCCACGCGGCAGGGUGCUUGGAGGAUCUGGAAUUUUAAAUGCUGGACAAUAUACGCGUGGCAGUCGAUAUGACUACGAUGAAUGGGCUAAAAAUGGAUGCAAGGGAUGGAGUUACAAUGAUGUGCUGCCGUACUUUUUGAAAUCGGAAGACAUUAAAAAAGAAGAGCUGAAAUCAUCUAAAUACCAUCAUAUUGGUGGGCCAAUGGCGAUAUCUGAAAGCGAUGUAACGCCUUUUGCUGAUCUUUAUCUUAAAGCAGGUAAAGAACUUGGGUAUAACCUCACAGAUUACAAUGGUAAAACACAGGAAGGAUUUAGUAAAACUCAAAUAAAUACCCGAAGAGGCGUAAGAGAUUCUUCCGCAGUCGCUUUCCUUGGCAAUGUCGAAAAGCGAGACAACUUAGAUAUUGCUAUUAAUACUUUUGUCACGAAAGUGGACACAGAAGAGAAAAAGGCAACGGGAGUUUAUUACAUCAGGAAUGGAAGAAAGAAAUAUGUAAAAGCAAACCGUGAGGUAAUACUUUCAUCAGGGGCAAUAAACACACCUCAUUGGCGAAAUCUCAAAGACCAUCAGACAAUUUUCUUGCGAAGUAAAAUCAAUAAAUCUAUAAGUUUAACAGAUUCAGUUUUGGAAAGCUAUAAAACACGUUUGCAAUACAAAUUAUUCGGCACUGGUCCUCUUUCUACUGCCGGUACCGAGGGAACAGCAUUCUUCUAUACAAAUGAAAACAACCGAAGAAAGACUUACGCUGAUAUUCAGGUUUUAUUUGUAAGUCGUUUAUUAACUGUUGGAAAUAAUAAUCAUGAAGAUGCAAUUCAAGAAGAAUACGAUGCAGGUAGCAAAAAUGCUGACGGAUUUACCUGGGUACAAAGUAACACCCAUCCAAAAAGUCGUGGAACUUCAACGCUUCGCAGCAAAGACCCUUUUGAUCAUCCAGUUAUAGAUCCGCAAUAUUUCACUGAUACACGGGACAUGGACGAUUUCAUUUCUGGAAUUCGAAUCUGGGAAAAGUUCCUACAAACACCGACAAUGAAAGGUCUCGGGGUUGAGUCUGAAGAUAUGAAAAUGUCAUUUUGCUCUCAAUUUGAGUUUAGGUCCGAUGAAUAUUGGGAAUGCAUGGUGCGCCAUCUAGCGGUUACAAUAUAUCAUCCUUGCUGCAUGUGCAAAAUGGGGUCUGAAAACGAUGCAAAUGCAGUUGUAGACACAGACUUGCGUGUAAAGGGAAUCAAAGGACUUCGGGUGGUAGAUGCAUCCGUUUUUCCACAAAUCUUAGGUGGAAAUAUAAAUGCCCCAGUAAUAAUGCUCGCAGAAAAGGCCUCUGACAUGAUACGCGGUAUUGAUUCAGUGGAAUCAUUGAGAGAUUCUUUAUCGAAUGGAAUUUGAUAAAGUUUUAAGCAUACAAAACUGUGUAGCUUUCAGAAUAAAGCAAGUUUGAUACGUAUACGAUAAAUUACACAGAACUGUGUUUCUGUAUUAAAAGGUACAUAUCGUUUUCUGCAUUACAUGGAAUGGACUGAAACUUUCAAGGUUUAAUGAAGAAGUCAAGAUCGAAAGAUUUGACAACAAUAAAGCACACAAUGUAACAUAAAAAUGAAAAUCAAGUCCUUCUAGAGAAUUAUUCAAUUUGGAUUUAGAAAAUUCUUGCUUCGACUCAGAUAUUUGCACAUGAUGAAGCUGUAUUAAUGAAAGUCAUCUCCUAAAGUACUUACAUUGCAUAUAGAUUCUAUAGAUUCUAUAUAUACUAUUCAGCAGAUUAAAUACUAACAAAAUCUACAAUGUACUUUGCCAGGU
Messenger RNA from Mercenaria mercenaria, 2148 nucleotides. RefSeq names its product glucose dehydrogenase [FAD, quinone]-like. The record is from RefSeq and is a predicted model, not a curated record. NCBI's taxonomy places the organism in Eukaryota, Metazoa, Mollusca, Bivalvia, Venerida, Veneridae. Gene Ontology annotation, molecular function: oxidoreductase activity, acting on CH-OH group of donors; flavin adenine dinucleotide binding. The transcript has 2 exons. Bases 1 to 1740 code for a protein of 579 amino acids.